AUGUUACAACCACCAACUGUUGAUGAUUUUAAACUUGUUUAUAACUUAGUUGAAUUAGAAUUAGAAGAUUAUGAAGAAAAUGAAUUAAAACAGAAAGACCUUAGAACUUGUUUUGAAAAAGUAGGAUUUAAACAUUUUUUUGAGAGAUAUUUUAAAUUAAAAGCUUUAGAAGAACGUAAGCUUGAACUUUUUGUAAAAUUACAAUUAACAUCAUUUGAAAUUAGUAAUGAAAAAGAAAAAAAUAAAAUAUAA
Messenger RNA from Dentiscutata erythropus, 252 nucleotides. The record is from the annotation of a GenBank genome assembly. Lineage: Eukaryota; Fungi; Glomeromycota; Glomeromycetes; Diversisporales; Gigasporaceae.